Messenger RNA from Lontra canadensis (Northern American river otter), 1284 nucleotides. RefSeq names its product serine protease 27 (gene PRSS27). The record is from RefSeq and is a predicted model, not a curated record. Lineage: Eukaryota; Metazoa; Chordata; Mammalia; Carnivora; Mustelidae. Gene Ontology annotation, molecular function: serine-type endopeptidase activity. Gene Ontology annotation, biological process: proteolysis.
AUGGUGGAAUCCCAGACCACAAGCACCCAAAUGGGGCGGGCACACCCCUACCCCAAGACUCUAAGGUAUUUUGGGCCAAGGGGUCUGCUCUCUCCGGGUUCAGGCACAGGUCAUGGAGAAGUUGGUUCUGGGGCACCUCCUUCCGCUGAGAGGAACUGGGCAGGCCAGGCCAACAGGUCCAGCGGCAUAGCCAAGCCGACACUCACCUCCAGCAUAAAACCCCACUUCAUGGAGCCCUGCACCUUGAGCCGGUGCUCACGGACCUCCGGCUCCCACUGCGCCCCCGCCCGGUGCCCCCGCCAGGCUGAGACCAUGAGGUGGCGGCCAGCCAUGGCCCUGCUCCUGUGGUUUGGGACUCAGGGAGUUGCAGCAUCAAGUGUGUGCGGGCACCCAAGAAUGCUGAACCGGAUGGUGGGCGGCCAGGAUGCCUUGGAGGGCGAGUGGCCCUGGCAGGUCAGCAUCCAGCGCAACGGAAGCCACUUCUGCGGGGGCAGCCUCAUCACAGAGCGCUGGGUCCUCACGGCCGCGCACUGCUUCUCCAACACCUCCCAGACAUCCCUGUACCGGGUCCUGCUUGGGGCGCGGCAGCUGGUGAGGCCAGGCCCACACUCCAUGUACGCCCGGGUGAAGCGGGUGGAGAGCAACCCCCUGUACCAGGGCAUGGCCUCCAGUGCCGACGUGGCCUUGGUGGAGCUGGAUGCCCCGGUGACCUUCACCAACUAUAUCCUCCCCGUGUGUGUGCCUGACCCCUCGGUUGUCUUUGAGACGGGCUUGAACUGUUGGGUCACCGGCUGGGGCAGCCCCAGUGAGGAAGACCGCCUGCCCAACCCGAGGGUCCUGCAGAAGCUCGCAGUGCCCAUCAUCGACACACCCAGGUGCAACCUGCUCUACAGCAAAGAUACUGAGUUCGGCUUCCAGCCGAAAGCCAUCAAGGAUGACAUGCUGUGUGCCGGUUUUGCCGAGGGCAAGAAGGAUGCUUGCAAGGGUGACUCAGGGGGACCCCUGGUGUGCCUGGUGGGCCGGUCGUGGCUGCAGGCGGGGGUGAUCAGCUGGGGCGAGGGCUGCGCUCGCCGGAACCGCCCAGGUGUCUACAUCAGGGUCACCUCCCACCAUGCCUGGAUCCAUCACAUCAUCCCAGAACUACAAUUCCAAAAGGCCGGGACCGGUGGCCUGACGCGGGAGCCCCGGGGCCAGCAGCCCUCCGUUCAGAACUCUGUGCCGGGCCUGGCGGCCCACGCGGGCCUCUGGGCCUGGGCCCUCGCAGCCCUGCUCACCCUCCUCUGA